This is a messenger RNA of Cercopithifilaria johnstoni, 2229 nucleotides long. The record is from the annotation of a GenBank genome assembly. Lineage: Eukaryota; Metazoa; Nematoda; Chromadorea; Rhabditida; Onchocercidae.
AUGGUUCGCCAAUAUUUGAGUGACUCCUUUCCAGCUGAUGAAAAAGCCAAUGAUCCUACAGCAACAGCUGACUUCUCCGAACUUAGUUUCCCAGAUUAUUACGAUACAUCAAUACCACUCGGAUUAUUUCGAAUUAAUCAAGCAAUUCAAAAUUUCUCAAUUCCUAUAAACGAUAAAAUUUCCCUAAUGCCAAAUUAUAUUAAUCUUCAUAAGGAAAUGUUAGCAGAUGAGCAACAACGUGCAGGAUAUAUCACUCAUAAACGAUUGUAUUUUAGGAAUCUUGUCCAUCUGGGCAAAGACUGUCAAAAAGAAAACGCACCAUUUGUGUUCGGUAAUCAACGGAUUGUUUCAUUGAUGCAUGAAAGAAAUAUGCCUUUUGAAAUACCAUGUUUUACUUGUUUGAAGAAGCUACCAUCAGCUAAUAUUGUUAAUAAUUUUUAUAUCCUUCCACGCAGGGAUGUUUUUGUGCCAAUCCCAUUUAAUCAACGUAUCGAAGCGUUUUCUGCAUAUGAAUUUGACAUACAAAAAGAGGAUGAUAAUAACGACGAAGAAAAACAUUUAGUAAUUUCUCCAACAACAACAACUUCACUAUUAUUUGCAAAUGAAACCAAUGCGACAACGGAAAAAAUGACAACUAAAACAAUUAAAAUGGAAAAAAUAUUGAUGAAACGACAAUAUCAUCGAAUUCCAUUUGCUGCGUUUUUAUAUAAUUUCGCCACUAAAAAAUUUACGGAUCCGAAUGAUGAAGAUAAACGGACAGCAUUCCGCGGUCCAUAUCUUGCUGAUCGUUGGUGGGAUCGAAUGGUUGUUAAUGGGGAUAACUUAGAGGUAGCAAUACCAAUUCCGGAUGGUCGCUUACGAAUUAAUCCGGAUCCGGGUCGACUUCGACAAUAUUAUCCACAUUUUAAUAGUAUGACUAUUGUUUGCGCACAGCAAGUAGAUGGUGCACUAAUCGAAACGGAUGUCAUAGUAAACGUGGAUACGCUCGUGGAAGAUCCGAUUGAUGAAAAACCGGAAUGCUUAUUUAGUCUGCAUUUUUCCGAAAAACAAAAGCAGAAAUGUGCAACAAAAUAUCAUUCCUUUCAAGAGCGUCGCAAAGAUGAUUACGGUAAAUUGGAUUAUCGUUAUCGUAUUCGUGAUUAUCAACCAAUACCGGCGAAUUUUCGUGCUAUUAUGAAAUCGGAAUAUAACUUGAAAAUUGAUAUCGGUUAUGAGCAAUGGUCUUGUUGUACGGCAUGUUGUUGCACUAAGAAGGCUUGCCGUCGAGAAUUUGCUCUCGACAAAGAUGAAUGCAGAAAGUUGGAAAGUUAUCGUUCUCGUUUGGCUUAUAUGUCAUUUUUUAAAAUUGAUCCAUUAAAAAGAAUAACAUUAUCAUUAAAUGUUUCGAAAGAUAACAACUAUAUGAAGGAAGUGAUAAUGACAUUCGACAAAUAUCUUAGCUCAGAUCCAUACUUCACAAUCGGUAUUCCUAUCCAUUCUACCUUAAUGAUCACUGAUGCUUAUUGGAGGAAAUUACGACACCAUCUACUUGAACAAAUGUUAGGCAAAAAUUAUGCGAUACAAAAAGGAAAAGGUCGCUUGGGAUUGUUUGUUGAAUCAGAAAGUUGCGACGAGUCAGAACAAAAAUUAAAUUGUGACGUUCUCGAAAAGUGUCGUCAAGAUGCCCAACAGAUGCGAAUCUUUAGUGGAAAAAUGCGUCCAUUGAAAAUUAUCAAACCAUCAAAGAAUGUAUUUAUGGGAUGCAGUGAGGAAUUAAUUACGGAAGAAAUUAGUAUAAACGAUAUUGAAAAUUAUGGAGCAUUAAAACUUGGACAUAAUUAUUUAAUUAUAAUUAAUGAAACAAUUUUUGGGACAAUUAUUAAAGUAACCUGGAAAUCGGGAUUUUAUCAGAUUCCAGAUUAUAACUAUCAGUUACCAUGCUCAUUACAACGUGUUGCUGUUGCAUCGAAUAAAAAAGGCUUAUUGAUCAUUGGUGCUCGCAAGGAAGACACCCGAUGGCCAUAUGUUGGCAAAGCAAUCUUAGGUGAAGAUGGCAGCGAGACAUAUUUCAAAAUUAUACUCAAAUUUAUGAGGCCAGAAAUUGAUGAUCCAAUGACAACAACAUGGACUAUUAUCAUUUCUCUAAUGUUUACGAUUCUAUCAGUAAUAUUUGUUAUUGUUUAUGUCAUUGAAUUUCGACAUAAAAGAAGCAACUUUAAACAAUACUCACAUAAAGAAAGUUCCGUUUAG